Neoarthrinium moseri is the source of this 312-nucleotide messenger RNA. RefSeq lists its product as uncharacterized. The transcript has a single exon. NCBI's taxonomy places the organism in Eukaryota, Fungi, Ascomycota, Sordariomycetes, Amphisphaeriales, Apiosporaceae. The record is from RefSeq and is a predicted model, not a curated record. Bases 1 to 312 code for a protein of 103 amino acids.
AUGCCUAGCUACUCCUACACUAGUUCCUCCUCCUCCUUCUCCAGCAACAUCAACGGCCGCCAAACAGGGCACUCAUACAAGGAGACCUCUCAAACGACACCCGAGGGCACAACUGUCCGCACCACGUCACAGAACCUCGGAGAGCGCCCCGUCACGCACACGCAGCAGUUCGACUCACAAGGCCGUGAACUCAUCGGGGACAACACCGGUGGCGCGAGCAGACGCAUCGAGGAUGUGAGCAGUGAAGACGCCGAUCACAGGUACAAGGAAAGAAUGGAAGAUGAGUACGCAAAGCGGGAGGGAGGCGCCUAA